AUGGCGGAGAUCUGCUGCGGCGUGGUGAGGGGGCGGGAGGCGUCGGCCGGCGCCUGCGAGCCGAGCUCCCGCGCGGCGAGGAGGCGCAGGAUGGAGAUCCGGCGGUUCAGGUUCGUGUCAGGUGUCGCGGCGCCGCCGGCGGGCCUUGGCCGGAAGAGACAGAGGAUCGAGCGCUGCAGCUCGGCGGCCAUCUCCGCCGCGUCGGGAUUGCCCCUGGAUCUGGAGCCCGCUCUGGCGGCGAACCCCUCGGAGGCGGAGGAUUUUAAAUCGAAGUCGGAUUCGAGUGAUUCCCCGAUCUCGGUUGCGUCGCCGCCGUCGUCGUCGUCGUCGUCUUCAUCGUCGUCGCCGUCGCGGGCGGGGGAAUCGCCCGCCUCAUGCCGCUGCCCGAAAUAUGGCAUGAUCUCCGUCUGCGGCCGGAGGCGGGACAUGGAGGACGCCAUUUCCAUCCGGCCGGGGUUCGCCGAGGAAUCGGUGGGAUUACAUUUCUUCGGUGUCUUCGACGGCCAUGGCUGCUCUCACGUAAGAAUCUCACCCUCAGUCCAGACCUAUGCCUUAGGCUGUCCUCCCCAAUCACCUCAUAUCUUCUUCCCGCUUUCUUUUGGCAGGUGGCCGUGUCCUGUAAGGAUCGGAUGCAUGAGCUGGUGGCGGAAGAGCUCAGACGCGGCGGCGGCGUCUCCUCCUGCCUGACGGAACCGGAGUGGAAGGCGAUGAUGGAGAGGAGCUUCGCUCGCAUGGACGCGGACGUGAGCAGCGGCUGGAGCGUCGGCACCCUCCGGAGCGCCAACUGCCGCUGCGAGAUGCAGAUCCCCAAGUGCGACCACGUCGGCUCCACGGCGGUGGUGACGGUGGUCACGCCGGACCGUAUCGUCGUCUCCAACUGCGGCGACUCUCGCGCUGUCCUCUGCCGGAAAGGCGUCCCCGUCCCCCUCUCCGCCGACCACAAGGUAAUAAUAGUCGUUCAGAUCGCCUCUCCCCGUCUGCAAGUUUAGAUCCUUCCAAUCGUGCCGAUGGCUCCGCGCUUCCUUCCGACAGCCGGAUCGGCCCGACGAGCUGGAGAGAAUAGAGGCGGCGGGAGGCCGCGUGAUCUACUGGGAUGGAGCGAGGGUUCUCGGCGUCCUCGCCAUGUCCAGGGCCAUCGGUGAGCCUCCUCUUUCCCUGUGCCCCUUCCCCUGGCUGAUUCCGCGGUGGCCCCAACGAGGUCGCUGACCUUCUUCUUCCCCUGUGCCUCCUGCUUUCUCUCUCUCAGGGGACAAUUACCUGAAGCCCUACGUGAUAUCGGAGCCAGAGGUGACGGUGACCGAGAGGACGGAGGAGGACGAGUGCCUCAUCCUGGCCAGCGACGGGCUCUGGGACGUGGUGACCAACGAGAUGGCCUGCGAGGUCGUCCGGAUGUGCCUCCGAGGCAGCUCCUCCCCGGCGAAAAAGGAGAGGGCAGUCUCCCCGCCGCCGGCGGAGGCGGUAGCUGGGGGCUCCGCCGUGGAGUCCGACAAGGCCUGCAACGACGCAGCGCUCCUUCUGACGAAGCUCGCGCUGGCGAGGCAGAGCGCGGACAACGUCAGCGUGGUGGUCGUCGACCUCCGCAGGAAGAGCUCGUAG
Spirodela intermedia is the source of this 1596-nucleotide messenger RNA. The record is from the annotation of a GenBank genome assembly. NCBI's taxonomy places the organism in Eukaryota, Viridiplantae, Streptophyta, Magnoliopsida, Alismatales, Araceae.